AGGAAAAAGAGAGCCGCAGACACAGAGCAGAGAGAGAGAGAGAGAGAGCAUGUGUGGUUUUCUGUAUGCGGUUUGGUUUUCUAAGUACAUACAUACAGCCAGAAAUUUCUGGUUAAGGGGAUGACGCAGAAUUAUUUGGGAGGCGUACAAAGAGAGAAGGAGAGAGAGAGGGGGGGAGAGAGGAGAGAGGGGUAUAGGGGAAUGCCAAGCACCUCUGAAACUGCAGAAGAGUCACGCAGGAGAAGUAGGAAGAAGAAAAUCUUAGAAUGAUAGAGAGGAAGGGGAUAUGGGUUUUGAUGUUGUGAUUGUUUGACCCAAAAAAUUGUUUUGAUGGCCACGAUCUAUGGGUUUAAUCUGUGCUUGCAAGUUUUUCGAGCAUGGUUUAUGGAUGAUUUUACUAAAUGAUCAUAAAGCUUUGCGGGAACACAUUGAAGAGAGCACAAAGAACAGAAUAGAGAAGAUUGGAUAGGGUAGCUUAAAGGGACACUCUUGAAGAUUUAGGAGGACAAUAUAACAAAGCAGGGUAGAUGGGGUUGCCUCAAGUGUCCACUAGCAUUGCAGAAGAAGUAGCAGCAUCACUGAGCACGUUUGUGCAAACACCGCCUCGAUUUGUUGGCGUGAGCAGCUGUGAUGUAAAUGGGAUGCAUGGGGGAAACUUAGGAAAUCGAGUGUCAGGGGAUUUCCCAUGCUCUUCUUUAGGAGAUUUCCAAAAUAAAACCAUCUUGGAUUUUCAAAAGGAUCCAGAUGGUCUGCGUAUGCAAAAAGAUGGCACAUCCAACAAGCAUAGGUUGAAGCUUGGUCCUACUGAUAGAAAUGGAUGGUUGAGUUGUAGAAGUGGGCGGCAUAUUCAUAGCCCUAUUUCAAGGAUUGUGGGUUUUGAAUCUAGGGCAUUGAAUUGUCCUGGUAAUGUAUUUGAGGGAAAUGAAUUAGAUCAGGUUCAUUCAUCUGGUGGUGUGGUUAAUACCACUGGCAAUGCAACUGAGACAGCUGGGCCUCUGGCUAGGAAACGGUUAUUAUCUCCUUUAAGUAGCAUGCUUCUUCCAGAUCAAUUUAGUGGUGAUGCUCUUGAUAUUAAUGGGAGCAAAAAUCAUGGUGAUUCCCAUGUUGUUAGUGAUAAUUUUAAUGUUCAUGUUUCACAAGAGAACAAGAAAGCUAAUAUCGGGAAUACAAAUGGUUUGAACACUCGAUGGUCUGCUUCUAGUUUUACAGACUGGAGUAGUUCACUGGAUGAUUGUUGUGGGAUGGACUCCAUCCUUUUCACCGAUGGACCUCUGGUCAAGAACAAGACCCGUUUGCAAAGUCUUUUUUUAUCUUCAUGUGGACAUGACUACUCUGGAGAAAUGACUGAGCUAAGGCCCCAAACAGGGGAAAUAAACAUGACUCCUAAAAAGAUGGUUUCGCCUCUGUUGUCUUUGUCUCCUCUAGGUCCAAAAUUCCCUGAAAGAAUGACAAAUGCAAGAGUAAGUAGGGAUAUUGGGAGAGAGCUAGAUGACAACUGCUUGACUUUGAAGGAUAUGGAACAGUCACUAGAUGGAACUGUCCUGGGAGUUUCUUGUUCUCAGAAGAAAGAGGACUUUGGGCGAUACAGCGCAUCAUUUAAGGAUUUUGAUAUUUUACAGAACAAGUGCGACCUGUUUACCCCUGAAUGUGAAACUUGUGUGACUCAACAUUGGGGUCGGAAUACUACGCAUACUCCUCAUUGUGUCAAGUUUGUUAAAACUCCGAGUGUACUGCCUGUUAGAAGAUCAUUGGUUGGUUCAUUUGAGGAGUCCCUCCUGUCAGGUCGUUUAUCAGCUGGGAAAUUCAGUAAGAAAAUUGAUGGUUUCCUAGCUGUUCUUAGCAUCACUGGAGGAAGUUUCUCUCCACAAUCUCAAAAACUUCCAUUUUCUGUAACUAGUAUGGAUGGAGAUAGCUACUUGCUAUACUAUUCUUCAAUAGAUAUUGCAGGUCAUUUCGCAUCAAACAGGUUUAAAGGCCCAAAAAUGAAGAGAAGCCUUAGCAUUGAUGAUUCACGGGCAGAGAAAAGCCGUCUUCGUAUACCUAUGAAAGGCCGGAUACAACUGGUUCUGAGCAAUCCAGAAAAGACACCCAUUCACACCUUCUUUUGUAACUAUGAUUUAAGUGACAUGCCGACCGGUACAAAGACGUUUCUGCGCCAAAAGGUCACUCUUGCCUCUUCCGAACCAACUUCAAUACAUGGGAAUGGAGGAGAUAGAGGUUCUGACAUGAAAUGUGACAUCAAAUCAUCUCUAGUCUCAAAUACAAGUCAUUCUCUACACCAUAGCAGGGACUUCACCUGUGCAAGUGGUGUGGACUUUGUACAUUCCUUACAACCUACAGACCAAAGUAUAGUAGCAAUGGAAACAGCCUCACACUCUAGUGGGUUUGACAGUAAGGGAUACACCAAGAAUGGUGGGGAAAUCAACUGCCCAUUGAAUACUCAUCAUGUAGAAAGCAAAUUUGUACAUAGUUCUUCUAAGGUCAAUGAGAAUACUGCUGGUUCCGGCGGUCUGCGUUAUGCUCUUCAUCUUCGAUUUUUAUGCCCUUUUCCCAAGAAAUUUUCUAGGUCAAUCCAAAGGUGCAAGUCUGAUCCUCUAUCUGCACCAGAAAGAAACUCUAUGGACAUUGUAGGGGAGCGACGCUUCUUCUUGUACAAUGAUUUGAGAGUUGUGUUUCCCCAACGGCAUUCGGAUACUGAUGAGGGCAAGUUACAUGUAGAAUACCAUUAUCCAUCCGACCCAAAAUAUUUCGACAUCAGCAGCUGAAAUGUCGCAGACCAUCCCUUUCACCAGGAAUCUGUAUGUGUUUGUACAUAGUGUACAUGUAUUUUUUAGGUCAUCUUACAGACUGAGGGGACAUUAACCCCAUUUCACAUGUAAAGAUCUCCAUUGUGGAUAAUUAGAAGAUUUUAUCUCAUAAUCAUCAUGGCUUAGUUGAUCAUAUGCCAACCCCAACCUGACUAAAGGAGGAGGGGGGUGUACAUGAACAUACUUUACAAAAUCAAGUGAUGGAAUAAAAUUCAGUGGUUUAAACA
Malania oleifera is the source of this 3034-nucleotide messenger RNA. RefSeq lists its product as uncharacterized. The record is from RefSeq and is a predicted model, not a curated record. The transcript is spliced from 6 exons. Bases 528 to 2765 code for a protein of 745 amino acids. Lineage: Eukaryota; Viridiplantae; Streptophyta; Magnoliopsida; Santalales; Ximeniaceae.